AGCAAACAAAGAACACAUGACAGAAUAAUUUUUAUAUUGAUUAUACACAUAUUUUCAAAAAUGGAUCCCGAAUUGAAGUCCAGGUUUUUCAGGUCAAUAGAUAGAAAAAUUUCGAGCUUUCGACCCGACGAGAACUGGCUCACCUGCCCCACGUCCUGCUAUGGGGCCAAUUCCUACUUUAUUUCCAUGCGAAAAGAGCUCUACUAUAUCGGCAGAAUGAAAAUUAGGGCUAGAAGAGAAAAACUGUACAGGCUCCUGCUGGAUGAUUUCAGUAGAGAAGAGAGCGAGCUCAGGAGCGUCGAUAUGGCCUACAUCCCCACGUAUUAUUGAUGCAAAAAUAAAACCAAAUUUAAUUCGUCUUUAAAUUUUUAUUAAUAAAACGCACCCUAUUUUUUCAACAACAAAAAACAAACAAUUAAAAUAUUUAAAAAAGCACCAUAUUCACUUUACUGGUUGUUUUCUUUGUACAUAAAAACGUAAUCAACAAAAAAAGGAAAAUCAUACAAAAACACAAAACAAUAUUAAUAAUAAUAAAGUAUACCUAUUUUAAAAGCAACAAAUCUAUUCCUCUAUAAAAAUAUUUAAUUUUUUUCGCUUAAUGUUGUAAAAAAAACGCAAAACACAUUUAUAAUACUGAACCAGCAAAAGUAACUUUAAUAAUUUCAAGCGCAGUCCCUUUUAAAUCUUUACUAAUUAGGAACAAAUUAAGUAUGAAAAAAAUGUAACAUCUAAAAUAUACGAUAAAAUGUACCUACAACGUUAAAAUAUUUUGUUUACGUAUAAUUGUGUUUGCAAAACACGUUAAAAAUUUCUAAACAGCAUUAAAAACAUUUUUCGACUAGCUGAAAUAUGAUGAACAAAGUCGUUAGUUAAACUUAUUAUAAAACGAUUCAAAAAAUAAUUUCAAAUACGGAGAAAAAUAUAAAUUCAUCUAAAUUUCCCUAUUUUAAUAGUUAAUAGAAUCCUGGUAAGCGCAAAUGAAACUGUCCACUAUGGAAAUUAAGGCACUAAAAAUAAUCAUUCGGGGAAAAUUCGUCAAUAAACGGCCGUUUUAAGUACUCAAAAUAUCACAUAUCAUAUUACUCGCAAUUUCUUUUUAAGGCCUACAUGAUUGAAAUAUGUUUAUUCUCUUUAUUGCAAAAAAUUGACCUGUAAUUGUCAAUAAAUCGAUUAUCAUUCGAUAUUUUUUCCCGCGAACAUUAUCUACAUCUAAAGGGGCAACAUUUUUCCGAUUAUUAUCUACUAAAAAAAAGCACAAAGAAAAGAAGAAAAUACCAAACCGAAUAUCGGUCGAUCGAAUUCAUCCUUCAAUGGAGGAUAACACAAGCGCAUCGAGUCGCCUAAUUACCCAUUUAAUUGCCAAUUAAUUGCCAAUUAAUCGCCUCGAUAGAACAGACGCUUGUACAGGUAAAAUACAAUAUAAAAACGAUACGUUCGAUCAAACAUUAUUGCUCGUUUCAAACGAUUUUUUUUGAUUUUACUCGCACGCCUACCAGGUUAAUUACUUAAUUACUAAUUUAAAUAACACCAACGGGCAAUUGUAAAUAAUUUAUCUAUGAGGUUUUUCUGUUAGCUUUAAAGUUAUAGGAAUCGACGACUUGCCAGAAAUGCGAUCGGUCGCCUGCUAGAUAUCGAAAAUAAUCGAUAGAAAAAUUGGCACAAACGCGUGAAAAAAUGUAUGCAAGUUUUUAAAUAUAAAGGACUUCAGUAAACAAUAAAUAGCAAAAUUGACAUUAAUGACGUUUUAAUUAAUUGAUUUUUUUAGUAUACAGGGUGUCGUAUAAAAAGUGUUAUAGGACAUUUUUUGUUCAAAAUUAUUUGUAUAAUCACCUCCUGAAAUUUGGCGGUUUUUAUAGUAGACACCCUGUAGAGGUGUGAAAUACCAGUUACUUUUUCAGCGCGCUUUUAAAUACACCCGCAGGCUACCAAUCGCGUUUCGAACUAGCAAAAAAAAAUAUAUUAAGUACAUUAUUUGUUUUCAUCGCGAUCAAGUCGGGGGGGG
This is a messenger RNA of Phyllotreta striolata, 2002 nucleotides long. The record is from the annotation of a GenBank genome assembly. Lineage: Eukaryota; Metazoa; Arthropoda; Insecta; Coleoptera; Chrysomelidae.